Messenger RNA from Trifolium pratense (red clover), 621 nucleotides. RefSeq lists its product as uncharacterized. The transcript has 2 exons. Bases 1 to 621 code for a protein of 206 amino acids. The record is from RefSeq and is a predicted model, not a curated record. Lineage: Eukaryota; Viridiplantae; Streptophyta; Magnoliopsida; Fabales; Fabaceae.
AUGUAUCGUCACAAGACACGAAAGCAAAACAAGAAUACAAAUGAUGAGCAACGGCUUUUGGAACUUGAAGGGCUGUUUUCUGGUUUUUCUUUCCAGUCGACCGCUCUAGAUCAUUGGCGUUGGAUACCAGACGUUAACGGUAUUUUUUCGGUGAAAUCCAGCUAUGCUAGUUUAUUAUCUUCUAGGCAGGGCGAAACUUUGGAUAACAAGGUGUUAGAUGCUAUACAACGGUUAUGGAGAACAAAUCAUAUUGAGGAUUGUGCACACCUUUUCUUCUCGUGUCAUUUUAGUAAUGGAGUAUGGUACAAAGUUUUAUCUUGGCUUCAAAACUCUCUUCCUUUGGGAGCGGCAGGAAUCGACCAUUUUAUGGCCUUUGGUGAGUUGUUCAAUGUUAAAGAUAAGGGGCGUAUUCGUCAUUUGGUUUGGUUGGCCACCACUUGGAAUUUAUGGAAAGUCCGAAACAACGUUAUUUUCAAUGGUGACAUUUUGGAUGCAUCGGCGCUUUUGGAAGAGAUUAAGCUUACUUCUUGGUUAUGGUUCUCCCGUCGGUUUGGUCGUAAAGCUUGUAUUCCUUUUUCUAGUUGGUGUUUAGAUCCGUUGUCGUGUAUCCAUAACUUUUGA